CGCAUGCGCAGGCGCGUGCUCGUCGCGGCCGCUGCGGGUUUUGCACACACGCCGCACAGGGACGCGACGCGACAGUUGCGGGGGAAUCCAUAGCAACGGCGGAUAAACAUGAGUUACUACAGCAGACCCUCCAGUUCCUCCAGCUUCGCGUCCACCGCCAUGACCAGUACGCUGGAGGACGACAGUCUGAACCUCAGACAGCAAAAACUGGAGAAACAGAGGGCGCUGUUGGAGCAGAAGCAGCGACGGAAACGCCAGGAGCCGCUGAUGGUCCAGCCGAACCCCGAGGGACGUCCUCGGCGCUCACGACCCCGUCGCAGUGAAGAACAAGCGCUUCUCGUCGAGCCACACGUCAGCACGGGCAGUGACAUCAUCCUAGAUGGCAUCGACGGGCCGGCGGCGCUGCUGGGAUCCGAGGCUCCGGAUCUGGGAUGUAAGAUCCAGGUUCUGUCCGUCAGUCAGACGCAACAGUCCUCGCCGCCCGCCGCAGAAGAGCCGGAGACCGACGCCGACACCGACACACUGCUGGAGCCCAAGACUGACAUACACACACUGCUGCAGAGACGUGGACUGUCGGGCAGUAUGAACUACGAUGAGGCCAGCGAGGAUGAUGAGGAUGAAGCCGAAGAGCAAAGCCGAUCGCUUUCCCCGAACACAGAGAACACGCGACCGGCGUCGGCCUCCAGCACUAAAUCCACCACGGAGUGUAUCCCGGCGAGUUCUCCAUCCGCCGAGGGCUCCUCCGUGGAGGUGGAUAAUCUGGAGGAGUUCGUGCUUCGUCCGGCUCCGCGGGGCGUCACGCUCAAGUGCCGCAUCUCCCGGGAUAAGAAGGGCAUGGACCGCGGACUCUACCCAACAUACUUCAUGCACCUCGAGAGAGAAGAUGGCAAGAAGGUGUUCUUAUUGGCUGGACGCAAGAGGAAAAAGAGCAAGACAUCGAACUAUCUGAUCUCUGUAGACGCCACAGAUCUGUCCCGUGAGGGCGAGAGCUUCAUAGGGAAACUCAGGUCUAAUCUGAUGGGGACGAAGUUUACCGUGUACGAUAAUGGCACGAACCCUUCGAAAAGCCCCGGAGCACUGCUGGAGGAGAGCAACACACGCCAGGAGCUCGCCGCCAUCUGCUACGAGACUAAUGUUCUGGGCUUCAAAGGGCCGCGGAAGAUGACUGUGAUCAUUCCUGGCAUGAACAUGAAUUUCGAACGGGUCCCGGUUCGGCCCCCUUGUGAGCAGGAGUCUCUGCUGAGUAAAUGGCAGAAUCAUUCCCUGGACAAUCUGAUAGAGCUGCACAAUAAAGCGCCGGUGUGGAACGACGACACUCAGUCAUAUGUGUUAAACUUCCACGGUAGAGUCACUCAGGCGUCCGUCAAGAACUUUCAGAUCGUCCACGACAAUGACCCGGAUUACAUCGUGAUGCAGUUUGGCCGUGUGGCGGAGGACAUCUUUACUCUGGACUUUAACUACCCCAUGUGUGCCCUGCAGGCGUUUGCCAUCGGCCUGUCCAGUUUCGACAGCAAACUGGCCUGUGAGUGAAUCUGUGACACGACGACACACACCAACCUCUUCCACUCAGGACACUAAAGCACAGUCGUCUCCUUACGGAUUUGUGCUCCACCCAAAUAGAUCUCAAACAAGGACCAAAUUAAUUCGCUUUUGUAAAUGAAACACAUCAAAUCGUUUAACGUUCGUGAGAUAUCAUGCGAGUUAUUUACCUGCUUCCUCUUUUCCGAAAAGAGAAAAUGCACGGGAUUUAUGCUUUAAUCGGACCAAUAGAAAAGACACUGUGGGAUAUUGUGCAACGGAGAGAUUUUUAUGAUAUUUUCUGUGAUGUUAUGAAAGUGUCUGAUGGAUUUGAGAGGGACGUCUCACAGGGUUAGUUCACUUAAAAAUGAAAAUUAAGUCGUUUACUCACCCUGGUGUUGUUUAAAUGUCGUUUGCCAUUCUUUCUUUUUUGGACCAGGAAAGGAGAAAUGUUAAAAAAUGUUAUUCUUCCAUGUAAUGGCAGUGAAUAGCGACCAGAAUCAAGCUUUAAAAAAGUGUCGUAAGUGUGAAUCCAAGUGUAAAUAAAAAACAACACGAGAUUUCACGUAUUAUUUAAAGAAAAUGUCCUGCUCACGGCCGACUGAGAGUUGUGAGAAAUCAAGAUUAAUAUACUCUUAAAUUCGAUUUUUUUUUUUUUUUUUUUUUACCAAUCGCUAUUGUAUAUUCCUAGAAAACGUGGGGUAUAAAUAACACGUGUCACAUGGGACCGUUCUGGGAUACUUUUGCAGCUUUUAAAAAAAAAUCUUGAUGCUGAUCGCUAUUGUAGACGAGCGUGAACGGGACAUUUUCGAGGUCCGAAAAAGAAAGAACAACACUAGGGUGAGCAAACGAUGACUUCAUUUUAAUUUUAGGGUAAACUAUCCCUAUAAGAACCAAUCAGAUUUCACCUCUGAGAUUAAAAGAAGUUAUAUUUUGUAUGGAGAAAAUUAAUCAUGUAAUGAUAAAUUGUAAAUGGGAAUUACAGACAUUAAAAUGUGCUUAAUUUUCUUCAGGUACAAUAUAAUUUCUCAUUUUCCUUUUGAUAACGGGGUGAUAUGAAUAUACUUUUUCUUCAUAUUUACGUUUUUAUUCGGAUGAUGUUAUUGUAUUUUUGCAUUCAUGGUAGAAUAUGAAAAUUUUAACACAUUCUGUUUUUAAAUGUGGUUCAUUAAUUGUCUUUUUAAAAUCUUUGCUGUCCAACAAUCCCUGAGAAAACACAUUGCAUGUUGGUAAGCGCUGGACCCUUUGGCCACGUCUCAGUCGUCCAGCUUCCCUCUCGUGCCCUUGUGUUGACCUUUGAGAACUGACGCACACUUUUGUGAAUGCACACUUCUGGUAAUCACCGCUGCUGCAUGGAUUGUGAAAGUUGCCUUAACAUGUUGCUGUAGUGUAAAUAGUGUCUGAAUGCUGUGUUUACAUCUUGAGAAAGGGAAGUUCAAGCACAUUUGUUCCUGUUAAAUGUGUAUUCCUAUUGAUAUGACUGAUGUGUGUGUUGAUAUUCAUCAUCUGUUGUGUGUGUGUGUGUGUGUGUGUGUCAGCCAAGAGUGUACUGAUAUAUAUGUAUAUUAAAAAAAGCGAAACAUUUUUGCUUUCAUUUUAAAACAAUAACCUGUUUGCACAAACUGUAUUUUAUGAAGACACUGUUGGUAGAAAUACAGUUAUUAAAAGUCAUAAAUAUUUGAAAAA
This is a messenger RNA of Pimephales promelas (fathead minnow), 3204 nucleotides long. RefSeq names its product TUB like protein 3 (gene tulp3). Gene Ontology annotation, cellular component: cilium. The record is from RefSeq and is a predicted model, not a curated record. Gene Ontology annotation, biological process: protein localization to cilium. Lineage: Eukaryota; Metazoa; Chordata; Actinopteri; Cypriniformes; Leuciscidae.